AUGAGCCUGCCUACCAGAGGUACGACAAACAGGCCUGCCUUUGUCGGCAGACAGCUUCUCCUCCUGUCCCUGAUACAACUCCUUGGAAACUUGUUUUUCUAUGAUGAGUUUGAAGGAACGAGUUUAGAUACCAAUAAAUGGUUAACACAUUACCCAUAUGGUCCAAAUGAAAGUGACAAAGCUCCUGCGGCACGAUUACAUACUACUCGCCCAAAUCGUGAAAAUCAGAUUUAUAGAGACAAUAUGGUAGUGGUUAAUGAUGGUAUUUUAGAACUUCAAGCAGCAAAGAAAGUUGGUACUUAUAUGGGUUAUACAAAGGAUUAUGAAGCAGGCAUGAUUCAUUCUAAGGAUAAAGCAGGUUUUCAAGGUUAUACAAAAUAUGAGAUAAGGUAUAGUCUUCUUGGAAAAGGCUAUUAUCUGCAAGAACCAGCUUAUCCACGUUCUACUGAACGAAUGCGAGUAAUUGCUAACUUAGCCAUAGGAGAUGGCAAACGAGGAAAUAAAUUACAUCAUCCACCAGGUUUAUUCACCAAAUUUCCGAACAAAAUGGAAAUUGACUAUAUUAGAGUAUAUCAAAGACAUCCUCAAAAAAAUCUAACUGAUUUGUGUUUUGAAUUUCCUCUUAUCAUUGACAUUGAAACAUCUCCUAUCCAUAAUCUUGUAGAUAAUGGAAUUGGUAUUGCACCAGAAUAUCACAAUCAUAUUUUUGAAAUGUUUAAACGCUUGCACACCAGAGAAGAAUAUCAAGGAACAGGAAUAGGUUUGGCGUUAUGUCAAAAAAUCGCACAAGGAUACAAGGGCAGCCUGAUUGUAGAAGCUUCAUCUUCAAAGGGAACAACUUUUGCCUUAAACUUAUACACUUAUGGCAAAUAUAGGUCGAGUAAAGCAGUAAUUGGUCCUGUUGUAGAUGUUAGUUUUUCAGGUGCAGCACUUCCUGAAAUCCUUAACGCAUUGACUAUCACAAAGGCAGACGUUUCAACGUUGGUUUUAGAAUGUCAACGUCACUUAGGAGAAGAUAGUGUUCGUACAAUCGCAAUGGAUGCUACUGAAGGUUUAAGAAGAGGAAUUGAGGUAUUGGAUACAGGUGCUCCAAUUUCUAUGCCUAUCGGUGAACACGUAAGAGGUCGCUUAUACAACGUAGUUGGAGAAGCUAUUGACGGUAUUCCUGUAAAAACUGAAACAGAACGUGCGCCUAUUCACGCAACUCCUCCAACUUUCGAGGAUUUAUCAGUACAACAAGAAGUACUUUAUACAGGUAUCAAAGUAAUUGACUUGAUUUGUCCUUACUUAAAAGGUGGUAAGAUUGGUUUGUUUGGUGGUGCUGGUGUAGGUAAGACCGUACUUAUCCAAGAAUUAAUCAACAACAUCGCGAUGAAAUACAAAGGUCUUUCUGUAUUUGCUGGUGUUGGUGAACGUACUCGUGAAGGAAACGAUAUUCUUCGUGAGAUGAUUGAAGCUGGUGUAAUCAACUAUGGUAAAGAUUUCAAGCAUUCUAUGGAAGAAGGUGGUUGGGAUUUAUCAAAAGUUGAUGUAGAAGAGUUAGAAACAUCUCAAGCGACGUUGAUUUUUGGUCAAAUGAACGAACCUCCUGGUGCGCGUGCAAGAGUUGCUUUGUCAGGAUUAACAAUUGCGGAAUAUUUCCGUGACGGUGAUAUGAGUGACCCUAAUGGUGGACGUGAUAUUUUGAUGUUUAUUGAUAACAUCUUCCGUUUCACACAAGCAGGUUCUGAGGUAUCAGCAUUAUUAGGUCGUAUGCCGUCAGCAGUAGGUUACCAGCCUACAUUAGCUACGGAAAUGGGUAUGAUGCAAGAGCGUAUUACUUCAACUAAGCGUGGUUCUAUUACAUCUGUACAGGCGGUUUACGUACCUGCGGAUGACUUGACGGAUCCCGCUCCGCAACACUUUGCUCACUUGGAUGCAACUACGGUACUAAAUCGUAAAUUAGCUUCUUUAGCUAUUUAUCCAGCGAUUGACCCGUUAGAUUCUUCUUCUCGUAUUCUUGACCCACAAGUUUUAGGUGAAGAACAUUACAAUGUUGCACAAGAGAUUAUGCAAUUAUUACAGCGUUAUAAAGAAUUACAAGAUAUUAUUGCUAUUCUUGGUAUGGAAGAAUUAUCUGAAGAAGAUAAAUUGGUUGUACACCGUGCAAGACGUGUUCAAUUGUUCUUAUCUCAGCCUUUCCACGUAGCAGAGCAGUUUACAAAUAUCCCUGGUGUAUUCGUUGACAUCGAAGAAACUAUUCAAGAUUUCAAAGCAAUCUUAAGAGGUGAUGUUGAUGAUUUACCAGAGAAUGCGUUCCACUUAGUUGGUAACUUGGAAGCUGCUAGAGAGAAAGGAGCUAAGAUUUUAGCUGAUAUUAAAUAA
Molecule: messenger RNA, 2364 nt
Organism: Penaeus monodon (black tiger shrimp)
Lineage: Eukaryota; Metazoa; Arthropoda; Malacostraca; Decapoda; Penaeidae
Product: ATP synthase subunit beta-like
Biological process (GO): proton motive force-driven ATP synthesis; proton transmembrane transport; phosphorylation
Molecular function (GO): proton-transporting ATP synthase activity, rotational mechanism; transferase activity, transferring phosphorus-containing groups; ATP hydrolysis activity
Source: RefSeq, a predicted model, not a curated record